AUGUUUUCAGUCGCUGGCAUUGAGACACUCGCUGGGGGCGAUACGGGCUCCGAGCCUUACAAAGGCAAGAAAGGAGCGGAGAGAUGGCAGAAGAUGCGUGAGAAUGUAAUCAAAGAGUGGGAAACUGAACAAACAAAGGAGGUCGAGACUGCGACAGUCCAGCCGGACAAGAGUGCGGUUGUACGUGUCGAUGCAAAUGAAGAGCAUCACAGGGAAGAGAAGGACAUAAAAUCUGGAAGCAGCAAAAUGCAGAAGCUCAAGGAGAAACUAUUCAGGCAUUGA
Parastagonospora nodorum SN15 is the source of this 282-nucleotide messenger RNA. RefSeq lists its product as hypothetical. The transcript is spliced from 2 exons. The coding region runs from base 1 to 282 and encodes 93 amino acids. Lineage: Eukaryota; Fungi; Ascomycota; Dothideomycetes; Pleosporales; Phaeosphaeriaceae. The record is from RefSeq and is a predicted model, not a curated record.